Nerophis ophidion (straightnose pipefish) is the source of this 3848-nucleotide messenger RNA. RefSeq names its product voltage-dependent calcium channel beta subunit-associated regulatory protein. Gene Ontology annotation, biological process: negative regulation of calcium ion-dependent exocytosis; negative regulation of voltage-gated calcium channel activity. The transcript is spliced from 11 exons. Gene Ontology annotation, molecular function: transmembrane transporter binding. The record is from RefSeq and is a predicted model, not a curated record. Gene Ontology annotation, cellular component: secretory granule; plasma membrane. Bases 304 to 3030 code for a protein of 908 amino acids. NCBI's taxonomy places the organism in Eukaryota, Metazoa, Chordata, Actinopteri, Syngnathiformes, Syngnathidae.
CGGAAGCAGGCGGGCGGGUGGGUGUGUCCAAUGGCUUUCAUUCAUAACUCCAGUGCGUUUUUUGGAAGCCCUAAUUCAGGGAUGCGGAGGACGUCGGGAGCAUGCCUGGACCGCAAUCUUCAUCUCGAAAACGCUGCUGCAUGUGGAAGCAUAAUCAGCCUUCCUUAGCCAGACAAGACAGUUGACAGUUGCUUCCUGGGACUCAGGCGAGUGGAAGAUGCUGAGGAUGCUGAGGGACGCGCUGUAGGGAAGCUGCUUCCACACCUUCUGUUUUACAACGGUUCACCCACGCUGACCUGGACCAUGAGCAAUGAUUCGCCUGCUCUGACAAGUCUGACAGAGAACUCCACUGAUGUACCUGUGUCGGCAGGCCGGGUGGAAAAUUAUGUGUUGCUCCUGGUGCUGCUGAGUGUUUUCGCAGGGGGGACGCUGGUCCUCCUCUCUCUGCUGCUGCUCUUCUGCCACCGCUGCUGCAAGGGUGGGCGUCGCUACUCCAGAGCGAGCGAUGACCCUGAGAAGACCAACACGACUUAUGUUGAAGACUCUCAACCCACCCAUGAGAUCACAAUCCGCCUGGAUGAAUCCGACGCCCUCUCGGCUACGAGCUGCCACGACAUGGAGUCAGAGAGGUUCGUUUCCACCGGAUUGACGGGCCGCAGAGUCUCCUUCAACGAGUCUGCUCUGUACGAACAGGAGAGGAUGGCUCAGGAAAAAGGACGCAGAUAUACCCUGACCGAGGGGGAUUUUCACCAUCUGAAAAAGGCUCGGCUGACCCACCUUCACCUGCCGCCAGCUCCAUGUGACCUCAAGAUCCUCACCAUCAUGGAGUGCGACUCCACUGAGAGCAGCACUGCUAACAUCAGCGAGGCACCAGUGCCCAAACUGCCACUCUCAAUCUACCAGCCGACUGACAGAAGAGUGCCUGACUGGUUGGAUCAGAGCCUUAGUGGAGGUCUUCCAGGAGACACACAUCACUCCAUCGUCCUGAACCAGAUUCCUAGACAGGAUUUGGCCUUGCAAAGCAAACGCUCUCUCACUUUGGAGGUUCUUGGGGACCGACUAGAUCCUCACAGUGAUCACACAAUAGGAGAGUACGCUCAAGCACAGAGGCAGUCUUCAGUUCUUCAGUUCUUAUCGAAACUGCGGCGCCACGCCAGUCUGGAGGGAGCUGGGCCCUAUUUUAGGAGGUGGAAGUUUGACAGCAGCCACCGAGCCGCCAGUCUGGAUGCCAAAGGAUCCCCAAAGAGAAGGCCUUUCCAGAGGCAGAGAGCUGCAAGUGAAACCACUGACCACACAGGGGAUGACUCUUCUCUCCGAGAUGAUCCAAUCAGGUCUUUUCCGCAAACUCCCAGUCAGACUAGUGGCUUGCAGUCCCUGUCUGCCGAGUCCCUCUCACAAUCUUCCUUGGGUCCUUCCUCAAUCUUUCUCCACAGGCUUAACCUGGAGGUAGGGAGUGUCACCAGCAGGACAGAAGAACCCGAUGAAUGUUCCAUCCAGAGACAAGAGAGCAUCUCAGGCGACCCACCAGGAGUGCAGACAAAGUUACAACAAGAUCCCGUCAAAAGGAUGGACACUGGAGGGGUUGCGUCUGAAUCUUUAGAGGACGACGACUUGUUUGAGCCACAACCGGAAGACUCAACCAGGAAAAAUCCUGAAAGUGCAGUGAGGCAAAACUGUGAGGUAGACCAAGAUGAAGAUAAAGACAGCGUGUUGGGAGCCGAGAUCAGACAGAGGGCGGGUUCAGGUUCUUCUCUUUUGUGCAUGGAGGCACAUUCAUCUCUCUACAAAGACAUCUGGAGCUUGAGAGCCUCUCUGGAGCAAUACGCCUCCUCGGACCAGAGCAGCACAGACCGGGAAUCCAUCCGAAGUGAUGCUGAAAGUGUUUCAUCACUGGGCUGUCCAGGCGCUCGCACUGGACAUCUAGACAGCUGCUUGUCUCAAGACCUGGACGAUGAACCAGAAGCAGAAGGAGAGGCGAUGGAAGGAGGUGUCAGAGGGGCAUCAGGCAGGGGAAGUGAAAUGGGAAGCUUCGUCGACGGAGAAGCUGACGUGGGAAACCGCAAGCUCCUUCAGAUGGAUAGCGGCUACGCCUCCAUUGAAACUCCAUUCAAGGCACCAGAGGAUAUGCGGCUUUUCGGGACUCCUGCAGCCCCGCGUGGGAAGACGGCAUCAGAGCGGAGGUUAUUCUUCACAAGCUCAGGGAGGAAAGGUACUGUGUGCGAAAGCACAGAGAUCAGGUUGUUCCAGGAAGAGUUGGAGGACGACUUACCAAAAAGCACAGAGGGUAACCUCCAAGAACAAUAUCCACUCACCAAACCACAAUCUCAGCUGUUCAAGCCAAUCUCUCAGCCCUCCAGUCCUCACCGACCUCGUCUCCACCGCCGCGACUACAGCAUCGACGAAAAGACGGACGCUCUUUUCAACGAGUUCCUUCGACACGACCCGCGGUUCGACCAGCAAGACUCACCGUUUCGGACCAGGCAUCGAUCGAGAGUGAAUCUCCGUAAGCAGUGGCAAAGACACAAGCAAUAUAGCGACCCCGGCUCGGGGACUGGGCGGUACUCGCCAUCUUUAGAGAGGCAGACGUUCACUCCACUUCCAAGAGGCGAUAGUGCAAGUUACCCUCUGGACACCAGGUAUCACAGCACACUGUCACGCAUCGCCAGUGCAGCAGAUGAAGAAGCCAGUGAGAUUGCGGCCGGCGAAGAAACAGCCAAAGAGAGCACAGCAUCCAGCGAUGGAGCCAACAUGACCACCCCAGAGCCCACCAGUCUGGGUGACAAGAAUCACCAAACCUCUUCCGGCACAAAAAGCACAAGCAGUUUACCUCGAAGCUGGAUGGACCCCAGAGUGGGCAACAGGAACAACAACAGCAGUCAGCAGGUGCGGAACAGCCUGACGGAUAAGCUGGCGGAAGCGGUAGAGGAAAGGCUCUACGGCGGCAUAAGGAGGGCAGAACUCGGCCAGGGUGGAACCAAGUUGGUGGUCACCGCCUCUCACACAGCCUCACCUGACCACAGUCCUAAAUAACCUCAUCGUAUCCUGUCAUCAACUCUUUCAACAAUCACAUAAUAUAAUCUGAGGGCCAGCAUUUCCUCUCAGACCUUGACUUCCACUGUGAUGCCCUUUUUAGCUGGUAUUGCACAGGUAACUUAGCGUCUCCAUAUUUAGGAAUAUUUUCAAACAUAAAAAUUGUGUAUUUUCCGCAUGCUACUACUACUACAACUGUAAUGUGCAAAGAAAUUGUAAGAGAAGACUGUACAGUUUUAAACCUACAAACAAAAAAAGCACUUUCUUGGGAAGUAACAAGCCCACGUUACCCAUUUGUAUCAUGAGCAACCAUAUCCUCCGCAAGUGUCCUUCUUGUUUCAACCUACAUGAAGGCAACAGGGGAUCGUUUUUGAGACCACCAGUGUUAGCAUCCUGUUCUUAUUGUGAAAGGACAACUCGGGCCGGGAGCCAACGGAAAUACAGUGGAUUAUUUUUGUGCACAAUGAAGGGAAUUCAGGUUAAGUGUUGCAUCACCCAAGUGGAUGACAGGUGGGGAAGGUGUCAUGAAGUUCAUAUAAUGUAUUUUGCCAGAAAAUCCUCUCCAUUGUGACCAAACCUCAUCCAAACAUUAGGUACACUUACACAAUCCAAUAGUGGAUAACCUGUCUGUCUGAGAGCUGUAUCCUAAUUGCCUUUCAAUAGAUAGCCUUACUUCACAAUGUUUAUUAUAGUGUGUUGCAUCAUACUGAAAUGACCGUAUAAUUAUCUUUGUAAAGGCACAUUUCAGUAUGCAGCUCUUGUAUUGGGUCUGAUUACAGUAGAUUUUGCAGGUAUACCUAAUAAAGUGUUUCAUGAGA